AUGGAAGGUUACACUGAAAUCUUCGCUUGGGGAGGUGAUCAUUUUGGCCAACUUGGUCUCGGCGAAUCUAAAAACACUGGCAAGACUUAUCCAUUUCCUCGAUACUGCAGUUACAACGUCCUCAUUAAAGAAAUUUCCUGUGGAGAAGAGCAUUCUGCAUUUAUAGCGCUAUCAGGAUAUGUAUAUUCAAUGGGGAGUAACAGUGAAGGAAGACUCGGACUCGGUGAUAAAUCGCUUCGUCAAAGCUCUUCUCCAAUUUUAAUUGAGAGCUUAGACUCUUACAAGGCAGCCAAAAUUUCCUGCGGAUGAGGCCACACAUGUGUAAUUACAGUUGACGGGGAUUUAUUUUCCUGAGGAGUCGGAGAAUUUGGAGCACUCGGAAUAGGAAUUAACGACACACAAUGAAAGCCUAUAAGAGUAGACCUGCCUAAUAGAGCCAAAGCUUUACAGAUUUCAUGUGGAUCAAGACACACAGGACUUAUUGCUGAAGAAAAUAAGCGAAAUAUUUUAUUUAUGUGAGGCGCAGGAGAAGCUGGGCAGUUAGGGACUGGCAGAAGGGAAAAAGAACUUCUACCAAUCCUUAUACAGACUAACGAAGAGCCUAAACAAGUUUCCUGUGGGAUUUUCCACACGAUGUUUUUAUGCAAAUCUGGGAGCAUCUUUUCUAUGGGUGGGAAUUCGUUUGGGCAGCUUGGGGUUGGGAAUAAAAAAAGCACAAGUCGGCCUCAGAGGAUACAGUAUUUAGAAGACAAUUUUAUAGAAAAAAUUGCUUGUGGGCACCAUUCAGCAGCUAUUACAGAUCAAGGAGAAUUGUUUAUAUGAGGAACUGGGGUGUUUGGGGAGUAUUUGUAUCCCCAAAGAGUUACUUCUAUAGCAAGAUUUAUUGAUGUAAGCAUUGGUGGGAGUUUUGGAAUUGCAAUUGGUUCUAACCACGAGCUAUAUGCCUGGGGUGCAAAUUCUAAUGGAGAAUUAGGCUUACUCCUCCCCCUCCGUGAGUGAACAAAAAAAUUUUGUUCACUCACGGAGGGGGGUUAAUUAUUUUUUUAAAAAAAAUUUAUAUAUAAAUUUUAUAUAAAAAAAUAUUUUUUUUUGAAAUUUAAAAAAAAUCCUAAUACGCAAAAAUUGGAAAGCAAAUAUUAAUUUAAUUUAUAAAAUUUAUGUUUUAAAACGCAAUUUGUUUAAAAUUAAACAGAAUUAGCUCUAUAUUUCAUUAUGCUAAUUAUCACUUAUAUAUCAAAAUUUUUUUCCAUAAAAUUUUUCUAUUAAAAAAACAUUUUUGUUCACUCACGGAGGGUGGGUUUUUGGGCAAAAAAUAACGAUUUUUCUAAAUGGUUUUGUUCACUCACGGAGUGGGGGGGAGUUAGGGAAUUUCGAAAACAGAAUUAGCCCUACAUCUAUUGUAGCGUUAAAAGGGAGAAGUGUAAAUAAAAUCAGCUGUGGAGGAAGCUAUUGUAUAGCGCUAGGUGAAGAUGUAGUAAAACAAAAUAAGCUAGGAAAAUCAGCUAGGCAUGUGUCACCUUUGCAAACAGAUCAAAGCUAUUAUACAUCCCGAAAUAAAGAAGUCUCAGAAAACAGCAGAAACUCCUGAAUGAGGAGCUCUGCAAGAGAAGCUUUUACUUCUAGAGAACCUCGAGCUCUGGAAGACGAUUCUGCGAUAUUUAAAAGUCAUAGCGAGUUUAGGCCAAAUGAUACAUUUAGCUCUAAAGAAAUAUAUGAAAGUAAAACUAGAAAUGUGUCUUCAGAAAGAAAAAGGGAUUGAAAAGAAUGGAUGAUGGUCCAAUGAUAGUGCAAUUUUUCGAAGUACUUUGGGUCGAAAAUUGGUUGAAAUUUUUGAUAGUGAGACAUUUGACCGAAAAAGCCUUAAAUUACGGCCAAAUGCCCUACUAUUUAAAAAUUUUCGACCAAAUGCACUUUGGUUAAAUGCGCACUAUCAAAAAUCCACUGUCAUUUGGCAUGGAGCCGAAAAAGAACAGCCAUUUCUGAGAGAAAGCUUUGAAAAUCAAUAUAGAAGUGUGUCCAUAGAAAGGCCAGAACUUAGUUUUGGCUCUACUAAUGGAAAUUCUUUUAGGAAUGGAGCUGAUUUAGAAAAAGCUAAUAUUGAAUUAAAAGAAAAGACUCUGGAGCUAAGGGGAGCAAAAUUAGAAAUAGAAAGACUUAACGAAGCUUUGAAGAAUUUUCAAACAAAAAAUGAAAGACUGGAAUAUGAGUACCAGGAAUUAUCAAACCAGUUUUAUAGAAAUAAGCCUUCACUAGAAUUUAGCAAUAAAGAAAUAUUGCAGCUUCGGCAAAGUCUAGAUGAAUUUAAAUAUCAGUCCAAAUCAAUUGCAAACGAAAAUGAAAUCCUGAAAGAAGAUCUUGCAAAGUUCAAACUCCUAUAUGAAGAACUCUCCCAAAGUAAAUCAACCACUGAUGGAUUUUAUCAAGAACUGCAAGAAAAACUCCAAGCUGAAACAAUUAAACGAAAACAAAUAGAAAAAGACUUAGAAGUAUCCAACAACCACUGGCAUCGGCUAGAAGACGCACUAUCUCAGUCUCAUUCCAAUUUAGAAAGUUAUAUUCAGCAGCUGAAUGAAGAAAAAGUUUACAAUGAAAAAUUAACCCAAGAGCUUUCUGACUUACGUAAAAAUUUUCAUGGGCUAAACCAAGACAAAGAGACUAUUUCUUAUAUGCUGCAAGACACCCAAAAUCAAGCUGAAGACCAGAUUUUGCAGUUAAUUGAUGAAAAUAAAAGACUGAAAGAAACAGUGCAAAAUUUAAAUUAUGACAUAGAAAAACUUAAUAGCACGCUGGCAGGAAAAUCUUCAAAUAUAGGGGAAUUUGUAGAAAAUCAGAAAGAGUUAGAAGAUAGAAUGAACAAUUUAAAAGAUGAAAAUUAUCAGCUGAAAAUUAGCCUUGCUGAUUCUGAAGCGAAAAAUAAGCAGCUUUUUGAACAUUUGGAUAAAGAAUUAGCUGCGAGAGCGAGGGAGUAUAAAGAAAGGACACUUAAUUUGAUAAGUACCCCAGUAAGAAAUUAUUCGUCGUCGCCGCUAGUAAAUAGACAUCAAGGGCAGAGUUCUCCAUUUAAAGCAGAAGAGGCACAGUUAGCAACGAGUAGGAAUAGAAAUUAUUUAAGCCAAGAAAGCCAAGAGCGUAUUGCGAAUGCAACAUCAAAAGUUAUUGAAUCGACCAAUAUAGAAUCCCCUCUGAAAAAUAUGAGGGUUUCAUCACCAUCUAGAAAAUCUCCAGAAAAGUCUCCACAAAUAUCUUUAUUAAAGAGUUCAGGGUCAACCCCAUCGAGAAAUGAUAUAAAAGCUCGAAUAGCUGCUUUGGCUGAAAGCCGCUCCAAGCUUGAAAUGAAAUUAGAAGAGCUUGAAAACUAA
Messenger RNA from Blepharisma stoltei, 3359 nucleotides. NCBI's taxonomy places the organism in Eukaryota, Ciliophora, Heterotrichea, Heterotrichida, Blepharismidae. The record is from the annotation of a GenBank genome assembly.